AUGGCGGAUCAGCUGACCGACGAUCAGAUCUCCGAGUUCAAAGAAGCAUUCUCUCUAUUCGAUAAGGAUGGCGAUGGUUGCAUCACGACCAAGGAGCUGGGGACCGUGAUGCGUUCCCUGGGGCAGAAUCCCACGGAGGCUGAGCUCCAGGACAUGAUCAACGAAGUUGAUGCUGACGGAAAUGGGACCAUAGACUUCCCGGAGUUCCUCAACCUGAUGGCUCGCAAGAUGAAGGACACCGACUCGGAAGAGGAGCUCAAGGAGGCUUUCCGGGUUUUUGAUAAGGAUCAGAAUGGGUUUAUCUCGGCAGCUGAGCUUAGGCAUGUGAUGACAAAUCUAGGGGAGAAGCUGACCGACGAGGAGGUUGACGAGAUGAUCCGCGAGGCUGACGUGGAUGGUGACGGGCAGAUCAACUAUGAAGAGUUCGUCAAGGUCAUGAUGGCCAAGUGA
Messenger RNA from Striga hermonthica, 450 nucleotides. The record is from the annotation of a GenBank genome assembly. Lineage: Eukaryota; Viridiplantae; Streptophyta; Magnoliopsida; Lamiales; Orobanchaceae.